This is a messenger RNA of Rosa rugosa (rugosa rose), 1423 nucleotides long. RefSeq lists its product as uncharacterized. The record is from RefSeq and is a predicted model, not a curated record. Gene Ontology annotation, biological process: defense response. The transcript has 11 exons. Gene Ontology annotation, cellular component: membrane. Gene Ontology annotation, molecular function: ubiquitin-like modifier activating enzyme activity. The coding region runs from base 1 to 753 and encodes 250 amino acids. Lineage: Eukaryota; Viridiplantae; Streptophyta; Magnoliopsida; Rosales; Rosaceae.
AUGCGGAAGCUGUGCUGUUGGCUACGCCUCGACUCCAUGUACGCCCGACCUCAACUAAUGUGGUCUGCAACCUGGGCAUUUGAAGCAGAAAGGCCCAGGGGAGAGACGACACCGGACUAUCAUCAUCUGCACUCCCUUUUUCAGGCUUGCUCCAACACUUGGAUUUGGGUGCUGAUCUUGGAAGAAGGACCGAAGCAACUAGUUUUUGCGUUCUUGGAAUCGGAAGAGGAGGAGAAAAGACUUUUGAUUGAAGAACAAUCAGAACCUGUUCAAGCUAUUGGGCUUUGCGGUGUAGUACUGAAUGCAUUUGAGCUCGCCUUCUUUGUUUGGGUUCCAGCCCAAUUCGGAGUAAAAUUGUGCUACCGUGAGCACACCGUGAUCAUUGUUACAAGAGUUUUCUUAGCGGUGACCACCCAAGUCCUCUGCAGCUACAUUACUCUUCCUUGUAACACAGAGUAUGAUGCUGAUGAUAAACCCCAAGAAGAAACUGUCAACCCUAUGGUCGAUGGUGGGACUGAAGGUUUUCAAGGACAUGCCAGGGUCAUUAUGCCAGGGAUCAGUCCAUGCUUUGAGUGUACAAUCUGGCUUUUCCCCCCUCAAGUGAAGUUCCCUUUAUGCACACUUGCAGAAAUCCCUAGAACUGCUGCUCAUUGUAUUGAAUAUGCUCACCUAAUUAAAUGGGAUGAGGCUAACAAGAGAGCUGAGCUGUUUGGUAUUCCAGAGUUACAUUGUCUCUCACUCAGGGGGUUGUGAAGAACAUCAUACUGGCUAUUGCUUCCACAAAUGCGAUUAUAUAUGCUGCCUGUGCACUACAAAUACUAGCAUAACAUAUUCUAGGUCCCGGCACAAAGGAAAUCAGAAGCGGAAAUACUUCCGGUUGUGUGUCUAAUUUCUGUUCACAGUUCUGAUAUUAUUUGUUCCUCCAAUAUGGUUAUUCGUACCUGAUAGCAAGUGUGGUCUCUGCAUGUUAAUAUGAAGUGUUGGUGCAAAAGUAAGGUAAAUCUUGGACAUUAGAUAUUUACUGCAGCACGAAUCCGAAUGGUGCUGGCUUUUAUGUUUGCAUCACUUCUACCUUGGGUUCAUAACAAACCUGGGUUUUAUCUUGUUCUGGGUAGUUCCAAUGUGGAUGAAGGAUCGGAAAGGGUAUACCCAACAACAAUUUGAUGAGGUCCGCAUUGAAGUAGCCGACUACUUACAGACUCUGCUGUAUGUUCUGACCAGUUUCUUGAUUUUGAGUUAGGCUAGCUUUUAAUUAACUUUUUUGUAGCAAUUAUGAACAAACAUGAAUACUAAUUGCUAGGCUAGCCUUGUAGUAGGUGAAUUGGGGUUUUAUUUUGCCCAUUUUGUAAACUGUUAAAGAUGAUGAUUCCAGAUAUAAUACUCCAAUAUUCAAAUCACUCUUUGUGAACUAUUGAAAUUGCAA